AUGCGGAUAUUAAAACCUUCUCUUGUCAUACUUUAUUUUGGUGGAAAUGAUUCAGUAGAUCCUGAAUUUCCUGGCAGUACUCAUGUCCCUCUUCAAGAAUAUGUUGAAAACAUGAGGAGGAUUGCACUUCAUAUCACGAGCCUUUCAGAAAGUACUCGUCUGAUAAUGCUAAAUGCAACUCCGGUGAACGAGGAACAAAUUGUUCAAUUUUAUGACGAUAAUCGAAGUAGAAAUAAUGAGACAGGCCGCAUAUACUCAGAAGCUGGUAUAAAAUUAGGCCAAAAAUUAGGCGUGAAGGUUAUAGAUUUUUGGUCUACGCUUCAGGAACACCCUGAUUGGGAUGGGAUGCAUUUAACAAAAGAAGGAAGUGACAUUUUGGUCAAGAAAAUCUCGAGGGUACUCCGAAAGGCACAGUGGAAGCCAAGCCUACAUUGGACAAAAAUGGAUGAUGAAUUUUCUGAUAUUAUCAUUCCACUUGCUUCUGGGAUGAACCUUGACAAUUGGCAGAAUGAGUAUAAUGAAUAA
Nicotiana tabacum (common tobacco) is the source of this 525-nucleotide messenger RNA. The record is from RefSeq and is a predicted model, not a curated record. NCBI's taxonomy places the organism in Eukaryota, Viridiplantae, Streptophyta, Magnoliopsida, Solanales, Solanaceae.